CACACACACCCCUGAUUCUUUAGAUUCUUCUCUCCGUGUCUUCUAUCAGAUCCUUUCGAUACCAUCAAUAAUUUAUAGCUCCCAUUCUCGCCGGCGCUCCAUUUUGGGGUUUUGUUUAUGUACAUACGAAAUAUAUAGGUGCGUAUGAUCCUGUAAAGUUAUUGAGCUCAUACUGUAGAAUACAGGAUCAAUCAUAAGUUGAAUCAGUAGAUGGCUUCGGAUGAAGAAUCACCACUUGUUGAUCAAAAUCAAAUUGGAAGUCAAACGCUUAAUCAUGGCAGAGAUAUUCAUAUUCUGAGUUGGGCGUUCUUGUUGAUUUUUUUGGCUUAUGGUGCUGCUCAGAAUUUGCAGAGUACGCUUAACACUGAUGGAGAUCUGGGAACUAUUUCUCUUGGCAUACUGUAUACAUCUUUCACAGUUUCUUCGCUGUUUGCUUCUUCGGUGGUUAGAAAGCUUGGAUCGAAGAAUGCUCUGCUGCUUGGUACUACAGGUUAUUGGCUGUACAUAGCUGCAAAUUUGAAACCAUCCUGGUAUACAAUGGUGCCAGCUUCUUUGUACCUUGGGUUUGCUGCUGCUAUUUUAUGGGUUGGGGAGGGGACAUAUCUUACCUCCACUGCACGGAGCCAAGCAAAUGAUCACAAGCUACAUGAAGGAACUGUAAUUGGUCACUUCAAUGGAGAGUUUUGGGCGAUUUUUGCUAGUCACCAGCUGGUUGGAAAUCUUUUGACCCUUGCUCUGUUGAGGGAUGGAGAGGAGGGAAGUACUAGUGGCACAACUUUACUUUUCACCGUCUUCCUUGGUAGCAUGACCUUGGGAACGAUUCUUAUGGCCUUCUUAAAGAGAAGGGAUGGUGAAGAAACCGAGGGACAGAGAGAUUCUUCUGUUGGUUUCUGUACUUCCUUAGUCUCUUUGUGGAAGCAUGUGGUAACUCCUUUGUGUGACACAAGGCUGUUAUUGAUUGUCCCACUUAUAGCAUAUUCGGGUCUACAACAGGCAUUUGUCUGGGCAGAGUUUACAAAAUUUUUCGUUCAGCCAUAUCUUGGCGAGUCUGGUGUGGGUGGUGCUAUGGCUGUAUAUGGAGUUUUUGAUGCGAUUUGUUCUCUAGCUGCUGGUCGGUUUACUUCAGGUCUCACAUCUAUCACUUUGAUUGUUUCUGGUGGAGCCAUUCUUCAGGGUGGUAUAUUGAUUUGGCUGCUAAGUUACAGCGCAUCUACUGGUGUUCUUGGUUUAGUUUACCCACUUCUCAUUGCAGCGAUAUGGGGAAUUGGCGAUGGGGUGCUCAUGACACAGCUUAAUGCUUUGCUGGCGAUGCUUUUCAAGCAUGACAUGGAAGGAACUUUUGCACAACUCAAGCUCUGGCAGAGUGCUUCGAUUGCAGUUGUAUUCUUCCUGAGUCCAAACAUCUCACUGCAAGCCAUGUUAUUCGUAAUGCUUGCUGCACUCCUCUUGUCAUUAGCUUGCUUUUUAUUUCUCGUGCUGAAAGUAGAGAAGGUAUUCUCCUCUAAUCGCCCGUGAUACAUCGCUGUCAAUUAAAAACCGGGUGCUCAUUCCUUUUCUUCUUCUCAUUUGUUGUUAUUCAUCUUUCUGUUCCGUUGUAGCAACUGUUUAUUCAACUUUAAGCAGUUAUAUUUCAACCUUUUCAUUGUCUUUCCCUGAUCUAUGACGUCACCGAGUGUUUUAAAUACAAAUGUUCAAGC
Molecule: messenger RNA, 1697 nt
Organism: Cynara cardunculus var. scolymus (artichoke)
Lineage: Eukaryota; Viridiplantae; Streptophyta; Magnoliopsida; Asterales; Asteraceae
Product: UNC93-like protein 3
Exons: 10
Coding region: 211-1515 (434 amino acids)
Biological process (GO): potassium ion homeostasis
Source: RefSeq, a predicted model, not a curated record